Trypanosoma conorhini is the source of this 453-nucleotide messenger RNA. RefSeq lists its product as uncharacterized. NCBI's taxonomy places the organism in Eukaryota, Euglenozoa, Kinetoplastea, Trypanosomatida, Trypanosomatidae. The record is from RefSeq and is a predicted model, not a curated record. Bases 1 to 453 code for a protein of 150 amino acids. The transcript has a single exon.
AUGCAUACCGCCCUGCCACACCGCGGCAGCGAGGCCCCGCCGCCCGCGUUCUUUGCCAUUACGAACCGGCGGACAGGCGAGGUGAUGCUCGAGCUGACGUCCUCGUCCUGUGCGCAGCCGGCGGCACCGGUCGCGGGCGAGGAAUCGGCCCCAAAUGAUUGUUGUCUCUUUAGCGACGCAUUUGCUUUUCUCGUGGCGGCGCAGGCGAAGAGCUACGAGCUCUUCGGUCGCAACAUGGCGAGGGAAUCCAACACGCGGCCUUCCGCUGCCGCUCGCGGUGAAGACGAGCAGGGCGGUGACCCAAUGGGGGCAUACGACGUGCCAGGCGGCAGCUGCUUGGACUCCGCCGAGUGGGAGGGGGACGGCGCGGGGACGAACGACGAUGGGCACGAGGACGAGGGCGGCGGCGGGCCCGACUCGACGCGCCCACCCUCAAAGAGGCAUCGAGAGUGA